CUAUUUAUACUCUACUACCUUUUGAGUGCAGAAACAUAUUCACACAAGCGUGUAAGUCACUCCUGGUCAAUGUCUGUUGUCUCCGGUGCUGGUGUCUUGAGUCCUGUUGUGGUUGUCAAUAUGGACUGUCAAGAAGAUGAAGUGUUAGUAAGAAAAGUCUAUGAGAUGUAUCAUAAAAUCUCAAGGCUAGAAAACCUCAACCCUAGUGACCAUGUCAACACCCUCUUCACUCAACUUGUACUUACAUGCAUGUCUCCCUGCCAUAUUGAUGUUACCAAGCUGAGCAAAAGAGUUCAAGACAUGAGAUGUAGGUUGAUUAAGCUAUGUGGGAAAGCUGAGGGACUUUUAGAAAGCCAUUUCUCAACUCUCAUAGGAUCUCAACAGAACCCACUUCGCCACAUCGGUCUCUUCCCCUACUACACGAAUUACCUCAAGCUUACCAAUCUAGAGUUCACCAUGCUCGGUAAAGAGUAUUGCGAUGGUCAAGUUCCAACCAAAAUUGCCUUCUUAGGAUCUGGACCUCUCCCUCUUACUUCCAUCAUCUUGGCCUCUCAGCACCUGAAGACAACAACUUUUCAUAACUAUGACAUUGAUCCAUUGGCAAACUACAAAGCAUGGCAGCUGGUUUCAUCAGAUCCUGACUUGUCGAAACGAAUGUUUUUCCAUACAUUGGAUGUUAUGGACUUGUCAAGUCAGGCUUUGGAGGAGUAUGAAGUUGUUUUCUUGGCAGCUCUUGUAGGGAUGGGCAAGGAAGAGAAGACUCAAAUCAUUGAUCACUUGGCAUUGCACAUGGCCCCAGGAGCCUUCUUGUUGCUGAGGAGUUCACAUGGAGCUCGAGCAUUUCUGUAUCCUGUUGUUGGUCCUCAUGAGCUUCAAGGUUUUGAGGUUCUUUCAGUUUUUCAUCCAACUGAUGAGGUCAUUAAUUCAGUUAUUGUUGCACGCAAAUGCCUAAGGCCUGUCUUUCCAUUGAAUCAAGGGUUCAACUCCACUGUGUCACCCAGCAGAUGUUCUGAGAUCCAAGGUUUCAAGUCCUUAAACCAAGUGAACAUAAUUGAAGAAUCAACAAUUAAUGAGAAACUCUCUUGAAUCCUUCAACCGGCUGCUUUAAAAUCUGCAUGUGUAACUCGUAAUUUCAAGUUAAUGUUUGCAUAAUAAGCUUCUUUUGUUUUUCUUCUCGUCAAGUAAACAAAUGGAAGAACAAUUCUCCAGGGAAUUAUUAAUUGAAAUAAGCAUGUGGAGCAAAGAAAUAUUUUUACAUAUCGGUACCCAUAACAUUGAUGUGGUUACUUCGAAGUAAAAAAAGU
Molecule: messenger RNA, 1304 nt
Organism: Carica papaya (papaya)
Lineage: Eukaryota; Viridiplantae; Streptophyta; Magnoliopsida; Brassicales; Caricaceae
Product: nicotianamine synthase-like
Biological process (GO): nicotianamine biosynthetic process
Molecular function (GO): nicotianamine synthase activity
Source: RefSeq, a predicted model, not a curated record